GUAACUAUCAAAUAUGAAUCAAAUACGAGGAGGUAUAGCGAGAUUGAAAUUUAAAAUACCUAAACCCGAAAACUAAAAACAUAUAGCGAUCAAGGUGCGGCGCCACCUGACAAUCCCAAGUCGCCCUACUGCGCCGCUGCAAUACAGCCGCCAAAGUGCCGCCGCAUCUCGACAGUUGCCUUGCCGUAACCGUGCCGCUGCAAUACCGUGGCCGCAGUCUUGCUGCAUCUCCACCGUUGCCUCACCGUAGUCAGCGUCAACAUUUUAUAGGUAUCAACAAAACAUAACGUCUGUUCUAGACUGUUUAGUUUGGAUGUGUCAGUUUGUUACCAGUUGCCAAUUCGGAAAGAGGUAGGUUUUAAAGAAGGCUUUAGCAACCAAGUCAUUCUCCUCCGUUGAUUUCGGGAACUCAGAACUACACUACCUAAUAGCUGAUCUAUCUGACCUAGUUCUUGCCAAGCUCCAGCAAUUCCAGUCGAUAAGCAGCGAGGCACUUGAAAACAAGGGACAGGGAACUUCUUUAACAACCGUGAGCUAGGAUUAAGGUCUCACGGAUUACUCCUUUUAACAGAUAGCGUGGUGAGCCUUGUUGCGUGAAAAGAUUUGAGAUUGAAUUCAUUCACAUCAAACAGAACCACCAUAUUCUAAAGACAGGUUUUUGCUUGUAAGCGGAAACAUGUCUGCUACUACAUCCCAAAUAGAAGAACAAGCAGAUAAGGUCUCAAUUAGAGCCAUCCACAAAGGGCUAACCCUAUGUGAACAAUGCAAAUCUAACCCAUCAAAGUACAAGUGCCCUGGUUGCUCCAUACAAUCAUGCAGUCUUCCUUGUGUAAAAGCUCACAAACAGCGUACCGGGUGUACUGGAAAGAGGAACCAAACUCAAUUUGUUCCUAUUUCUCAGUUCAAUGACGAUAUCUUAUUAUCUGAUUAUAAUUUGCUUGAGGAAGUGAAGAGGGUGGCUGAAGCUUCUGAGAGAAAGAGAAGUAAAUUAGGCAUGUAUACAUAUUUUAAGUUACCUUAUCACCUCAAAAGCCUACGAGAUGCUGCUGGAAGCCGGAGCACUAAACUGUUUUUUCUCCCUAAUGGAAUGUCAAAAAGAGAGAAUAAUAAGUCUCAAUAUAACCAAAGGAAGAAGUUUAUAUCUUGGACAAUAGAAUGGCGUUUUCACUCAACAAAUAUUGUUUUACACGACCACGGAGUUCAUGAAAGUACAAGCUUUUGCUCUGUUCUUGAGAAGCACCUCAAACCUGGUCCUUGGAAUCAUCAACUAAAGGAAUUUUGUAAUGACCAACUGGAUCGUCUCAAGCUCUUCAUUCGUAAAUAUCCAAAGGGUCCCAAGUCACCCUUCAAAGAGUUGGAUAUGAAAGCACCAAUCAGAGAGCAAUUGAAAAAUGUAGUCAUUUUGGAGUUUCCUGUUGUUUUUGUUUUCUUGCCGUCUCACAACAUCAAUUUUGAAGUUAUUAAGGACGUCGAUUGUAGUACACCUAAAUCACCGCUGAAAGAUAGUGAAAUCAACCUAAGUCCAGAAGGUAUAACGUUCAGGGAAGAAGUAGUGAUAGAAGAUGACAACAGUGAUCCUAAGGUUUUUGAUCUCCUGAAGUUCGUGGAAACCGUGGAACCAAGUUCAUCGCAUCAAGCACCAAAUGAUUCAUUAGAUAAACCAGUGUUUGAAGGAGAGAUUGAGGGUAAUCUUUCCCCCGCUUCUCUGAUAGACAGGGAACUAAAAAUGUCUGAAGGUGUGACAUUUGACUUUGAGCAAGAAUUUAUGGAUGAUAUCUAUGCUGAUCUUAUGUCUCACUUGAAUCCUGAUGAAUUCCUCAAUUUUGAUAAUGAAUUUGCCAAAAAAGAUGAAGUAGAUCUGUUUGGUGCUGAUGGCGAGUUCCGCGUGCCAAAGGAAUUGGAGGAAGGGGAAAUUCUAGAAUGAUUGGUAGCUAUAGUAUUUGUUUGGACCUUUGGUGAGAAAUGAAAUUAUUGCGUUCAAAUGCAUAUUUACCGUUAAAUUUCAGAAGCUUCAAGAUGUAGCUUUCGUGUGGACGUGUGGCUGGUGUCCUGCGAACAAAAAAAAACAGACAUAUAGCCAUAUUUGCUGAAGGUCAAAUUUUGGUAUUCAAUUAUUUUACUUGUUUGCUAGCAUACUUUUAAAGAGAUUUUUUAUUACAAUUUCAUGGAUUUUUCCAAGCUGUCUUUUCUUGCUUCCAGGGUAAAUUCAAAAUUGUAUUAUUAAUCUAUAAUAAUUUAUAUAAAAGGAUAUAAGGUGAGAUUUUGGUGC
Cicer arietinum (chickpea) is the source of this 2269-nucleotide messenger RNA. RefSeq lists its product as uncharacterized. Gene Ontology annotation, biological process: maturation of LSU-rRNA from tricistronic rRNA transcript (SSU-rRNA, 5.8S rRNA, LSU-rRNA); box C/D snoRNP assembly; snoRNA localization. The record is from RefSeq and is a predicted model, not a curated record. NCBI's taxonomy places the organism in Eukaryota, Viridiplantae, Streptophyta, Magnoliopsida, Fabales, Fabaceae. Gene Ontology annotation, cellular component: pre-snoRNP complex; nucleus.